AUGGUAAAUAAUAACAGGAAAAGUGCAGUCAUGAAGAGAAGGAAAUUAACAAAACGUCCCCCAUCAGGACAGGAGCAACUGGUGAAUGAACCGGAUUUGAAAAAACAGAAAGCCCAGGGACAUUUAGAAGAAGAGGAGGAGGAGGAGGAGUUGGAAACGAACCAGGAGCUGACACCGGAGGAGAAGAGGACAUUGGAAAGGAAGCUGAAGAAAGAGCGCAAGAAGGAGCAGAAGAAAUUAAUGCGAGAGGCGGGGAUCGUCGCCAAGGAGGAAGAAAUUAAAAAACCAUCAGGCUCCAAACUGGCACUGGAGUAUUUGACAAGCUGGUCCGAAAACCCUGAAGCGUGGAAAUUUCAGAAGACCAGGCAGACGUGGCUUCUUUCGCACAUGUACGAUAAAGACAAGGUGCCUGACAAAUAUUUUUCCAUUUUGUUGCGGUACCUCGAGGGGCUCCAAGGCAGCGCACGAGCAGUCACUGUGCAGAAAGCGGAAGCUCUCGUGAAAGAAUACGAUGCUUCUGGAAUGGAAGGUCCCGGCCUUCUGGAGAAACGCGAGCGCAUCCGGAACGUUCUCCAGUUGUUGUCAUGAAAACGUGGCGUC
Messenger RNA from Euleptes europaea (tarantolino), 600 nucleotides. It is a transcript of the gene CHLSN, whose product is annotated as chromosome 21 C7orf50 homolog. The record is from RefSeq and is a predicted model, not a curated record. The transcript is spliced from 5 exons. The coding region runs from base 1 to 588 and encodes 195 amino acids. Lineage: Eukaryota; Metazoa; Chordata; Lepidosauria; Squamata; Sphaerodactylidae.